GAAUUCGAUUCACAACUCCUAGUUUAGGGUGCUAAUGCCUGGUGCACACUAAUGACACAAUGAUAUAACGACAUGGCGCACGCACUCGUACGUUCAAGUGUGAAUGGUUAGACAUUUUGACAUAAGCCCAACAUAACGACAUAAACAUAAUGACAUAAGAGAAAAACAUUUUUUUUCUUUUAUGUCUUUGUGUCUAUGUCGUUAUGUCGGGACUAACAGAGUGCGCAUGCAUGUCGUUAUGUCACUAGUGUGCACCAGGCAUUACCAGCCGCUCCUAGUGCUACUCACGCACGCAAGCACUUUCCUGGAAGUAACAUGGCGGCAACCGGCACAGACAAGAACUUCAAUGAAGACAAUAUUUUGCUGAGGGAAAACCUUACCAAGUUUAUAACAUGCCCCUCUUGCAAGGAAACGAUGAAUGGUCCCGUUCUUUUGCCUUGCCUUGACUCGAUUUGCAGAUCUUGCUGUCAGAAAACAGCACAGAAACACGGAGAUACGUGGACUGUUCCUUGUCGACUUUGUGACUCACUUGUAAGAAUACCACAGACAAGCGACCUGAAGACAAACUUCUUUGCUUGCAAUGUUAAUAAUUAUCUCAGAUGUUGUUUAGAUGCGAAGGAUGCUGUCAUCUGCUCGAAUUGCGAUGAGAACUCCGCACUAGCAGAGGCGAGAUGCAUGGAUUGCAACGAGUUUUUGUGUCAGAUGUGUGUGGAAGCUCAUCGGAGAAUAAAACUUACUCGGGAGCAUCAAGUUAUUAUUAUCAAUGAAGAAAAGCCUCUGAAGAUCUUACAGUCCCUGCACGUUAACUUAAAAUGCUCGAAACAUAAAGAUGAGAAGUUGUUGCUUCGAUAUUGUGCAAACUGUAAUGAGCCACUUUGUUUGAGUUGCAUUUCAGAACAUGCGAACUUACAACACAAAGUUGAGGAAUUAACAGACAGUAGCCUAGCAAGAUGCCUUUUUAAAGUUGGAAAUAUAAUUGAUGAAUUCUUGGAAAUGCGUAAAGUUCUCCAUGAUAGCAUGGAAGGUGUUGAAGCCGAGAAGAGAGAACUAGAAAACCAAGCACAGAAUUGUAAACAAGAAAUUGAAGAAGCUACAAACAAGAUCAUAGAAGCUGUGCUAGUGCGCAAAAAUACGCUUCUGAAAGAUCUUGAGUUGGUAUCAGAUUGUACAAGGCAAGCACUAGAUGACAGGACCAUGAAACAUUGCAAAGAGCUUUCCUGUAUCGAUAGAGCCAAAGUUUUUAUUGGUCAUGCCUUCGAGCAAGGGAAUUCAGUUGAGAAACUGAGCGUUCUAAGGACGGUGGAAGAUAGAGUGAAAGAAAUGAAAACAGGACACAUGAAUGCAGACUUUUUGUAUACAGGCAUGAAAACCAGAUAUUUAGAGCUUGCUGACAAUUCCCAAUCUGACCAACUCAAGGUGAUGAUUCUGCAGUGGGGGAGCAUAAGCAAAGAGCCUGAGCUGAACCCCUCAAAAGCUAAUAAAGGAAAAAUGCCACCCAAGAAAAUUAUUCGCACAAUUCAGCCUGCUGUCGAGCUUAAACGUAGUGAAAUAGAUGGAUUGGUCCAGCUAAGAAGGCAAGAGCAGCAACAACAGAGAAAGUCAUGCGUAAAUUCAGAGGCAUCCUGAACAAGAUUACCCCUCAGAAUUUCAAAAAACUCGUGGAGCAAGUUAUGAACCUGGAGAUUGACACCGCUGAAAAGCUGGAGGGCAUUAUUGAUAUUGUUUUUGAAAAGGCUAUCAGGGAGCCAAGAUACUGUGUUGUUUAUGCUAAUCUAUGUCAUUGUUUGUUGCCGAUAAAAGUUUCUUUUGAAAAUAAGGAAUUGGUUUUCAAAACCAUCCUGCUCAACAAAUGCCAGAAGAAGUUUGAUAAGACAUAUGAGCACAAAACCCACAACAACACUGACCAGCUUGUGAAUGAAGGCCUUUCGGUAAGAUGAUUUUGAACAACAAGCUUUAGGUGUUUUACUUCAAAAUCGGUUAUUAUCAUUAAACACAUCCAGUAAAUGUGCUGAGCUAAAACUUGAACUCAUAAAGAAACACUGAUUCUGAUUCGAGUGCCUAAUCUUUGGCUUCUACUGACAAAUCUAAACCCUUCAAUCCAUUGAGGAUCUAGAUGACCAAUUUGCACUUGUUUAUGUUAACAGGUCAAAAUGUUAAGAGUGUUUAAAGAAUGAGCUGUAAAGUAUGUCCAUAUAUUUAAAUACGAUACAACUCAUUGGCGGUAUCUUGGUCUUUAUUAUUAAGACCAGCUCGAAUCCGCAGCUGGAAAAUUUACAGAGUUACAAGAACGCUUUCCGUGAAGUUAGUGCGCGCAUAUGGGUAGGAUCCUUGACGCUACCAGUUAGCCUACAUCUUCUUCCGGUAUUUAAUCAUGAUAAACAAGUCAAUCAUACACGUUAUGAUGUGACAGUGCUCUUUUUUUUUUUAAAAAGUCAUAAUUUUUUUCUUGGUCUGUACCUGCAACCCAUUUGAAUCACUAAUCUCAAACCAUUACCAAACAUUUUAAAAGUGAAUAAUGGCCAAUGCUUCAAGCUUCAAAUUAUUUUCAGAAAAGCACACAACAUACAGUAAAGCUUCAAGCAUUUGUGAUUUAUUUCCCCUUCUCUGUUUCAAUAGCUCCAUUUGAAUGCAAGACUCUGAAUAAUAUAUAGCAAAAUUGUUAGAGCCUAUGUUUAGUAGAAAAAAAAAACAUCCAUGUACACAAAGUCCUGAAGGGGAACUGAAAAACAAUGGAAACUUUGGGUUAUCAGGGAGUUUAACUGUAGAACCUUUAAAACCAGAUAUAACUUGAUUUCUGUCACAGGAGAAAGACUAUAAGA
Messenger RNA from Nematostella vectensis (starlet sea anemone), 2819 nucleotides. Its product is annotated as E3 ubiquitin-protein ligase TRIM33. Gene Ontology annotation, cellular component: nucleoplasm; chromatin. NCBI's taxonomy places the organism in Eukaryota, Metazoa, Cnidaria, Anthozoa, Actiniaria, Edwardsiidae. Bases 316 to 1626 code for a protein of 436 amino acids. Gene Ontology annotation, molecular function: ubiquitin-protein transferase activity; zinc ion binding. Gene Ontology annotation, biological process: positive regulation of DNA-templated transcription. The transcript is spliced from 6 exons. The record is from RefSeq and is a predicted model, not a curated record.